UCCAGUCCUUCAAAGGUCGUUCGCAACGUCGUUCAAAAAAUUAUGAGCACCCCUCCGAAUCUCAAAGAGCUCAUCAGAAACCCAUUUUAACGGUCCAAGCUCUUCUCAGAUCCAUUCUUAUGCAUAUGCCCUAGUAUAAGCAUUCCUCAGAUAGUGAAGAAUUCAAGUGGAUUUAUUUCUGCGGGAUUGCUGAACAUGAAUGCCUGCAACUUACGUUGUGACAAUGGUAUCAGUUAUUCAUUUGGGUAUAAACAGAUUAAUGGUAUGUGCAGGCUGAAUAAGAAGAGAACAGUUGAGGUUUGCUGCAUCAGUAGCAGUCAUGGUGAACACAGAAUUCAAGGAAGUGAAGAUAAAAGAGGAGGCCCCAUAAGGGCUGUUUCCAAUCCUGCUGUCAAGACUUCGGAAGCGGGGGUUGUGAAUUCGUCAAGGCUGCAGCCUAGAGUUGAGGAAAAGGAUGGGUAUUGGGUUCUCAAGGAGGAGUUCAGAGGUGGAAUUAAUCCACAGGAGAAGAUCAAACUGGAGAGGGAACCCAUGAAGCUAUUCAUUGAGAAUGGGAUUGAAGAGCUUGCAAAUAAGUCUUUUCCAGAGAUUGAUAGUAAAAAGGUUGAUAAGGAUGACGUUGAUGUACGCCUCAAAUGGCUGGGUCUCUUCCACCGUAGAAAGCAACAAUAUGGAAGAUUUAUGAUGAGGCUAAAGCUGCCAAAUGGAGUGACCACUAGUUCCCAAACUAGAUUCUUGGCAAGUGUGAUUCAGAAAUAUGGAAAAGAUGGAUGUGCAGACAUCACCACUAGACAGAAUUUGCAGAUUCGUGGAGUGGUUCUGAAAGAUGUUCCAGAGAUAUUAAAAGGUCUAGAAGAGGUUGGACUAUCCAGCUUACAGAGUGGAAUGGACAAUGUGAGAAACCCUGUGGGAAACCCUUUAGCUGGAAUUGACCCUCAUGAAAUUAUUGAUACCAGGCCAUAUGCUAAAGUUUUAACAGAUUACAUCAUCAACAAUGGGAAGGGAAACCCUUCAGUUACCAAUCUACCUAGGAAAUGGAAUGUUUGUGUUGUGGGUACACAUGACCUUUUUGAGCAUCCCCACAUCAAUGACCUUGCAUAUAUUCCUGCAAUAAAAGAUGGGAGAUUUGGUUUCAAUCUCUUGGUUGGGGGAUUCUUUAGUCCAAAGCGCUGUUCAGAGGCAGUUCCACUUGAUGCAUGGGUCGCUGCAGAUGAUAUUGUUUCAGUAUGUAAAGCCAUUUUGGAGGCCUAUAGAGAUUUGGGUACUAGGGGAAACCGCCAGAAGACUCGAAUGAUGUGGUUGAUUGAUGAAUUGGGAAUAGAAGCUUUCCGUGCAGAAGUUGUAAAGAGAAUCCCAGGAGAAAUUUUAGAAAGAGCAGCAGAACAAGACAUGUUGGACAGAUCAUGGGAGCGAAGGAGCUACCUUGGUGUGCACCCACAGAACCAGGAAGGCCUACACUUUGUUGGUCUCCACAUACCUGUGGGCCGGCUUCAGGCAGAGGAUAUGCUAGAAUUGGCUCGCCUCGCAGAAGAAUAUGGUACACAGGAACUCCGUCUUACAGUGGAGCAAAAUCUGAUCAUCCCAAAUGUGCCCACAGAUAAGAUACAGGCUCUUCUACAAGAACCCAUGCUUAAAACAUUCUCUCCUUUUCCUCCCCUCCUCAUGAGCACGUUGGUGGCCUGCACAGGCAACCAAUUCUGUGGCCAAGCCAUCAUUGAAACCAAAGCAAGAGCUUUGAAAAUCACAGAGGAACUGGACAGGACCAUGAAUGUUCCCAGAGCUGUGAGAAUGCAUUGGACGGGGUGUCCUAAUACAUGCGGGCAAGUGCAGGUUGCAGAUAUUGGUUUUAUGGGUUGCAUGACCAAGGAUGAAAACAAAAAGACUUGUGAAGGAGCAGAUAUUUUCCUUGGAGGCAGAGUGGGUGCAGAUUCACAUUUGGGUGAAAUGAUACACAAGGGAAUACCUUGCAAGAACUUGGUGCCUGUCGUUCAAGACAUACUCAUCCAACACUUCGGAGCGACUAGGAAAACAGACCUCUGAAAAAAUAACCCUCCAACAAACCAUUUCAGGAUUCUCAUUCGGAAGUGUAACUUUUCUUGUAUAAAAGGAGCGCUUCUGCCAUGAAUAAAAUUUUCUAUGUAUAAUUAGUUUUAAGAAAUAAAAAUUGGGUGUUCCCAAUAAA
Messenger RNA from Cryptomeria japonica (Japanese cedar), 2182 nucleotides. Its product is annotated as ferredoxin--nitrite reductase, chloroplastic. The transcript has 5 exons. The coding region runs from base 196 to 2040 and encodes 614 amino acids. Lineage: Eukaryota; Viridiplantae; Streptophyta; Pinopsida; Cupressales; Cupressaceae. Gene Ontology annotation, molecular function: heme binding; iron-sulfur cluster binding; oxidoreductase activity. The record is from RefSeq and is a predicted model, not a curated record.